AUGGCCGCUGCAGUGUCUCCUCAGACGAGGCCUCGGGAAGAUCAGACGCCCAAGAAGUCACCCACCGAGCCCAAUGUCCUGAACGUCGUCUUGGGCAACCUCCAGAUCAAGCCAUGGUAUCCCUCAUUCUACCCCGAAGACCUUGUCGGCAGGAAGGCUGAGCGCCUCUACGUCUGCGAAUGCUGUUUCCGAUACUCCAAGGAGCUCAUGCCAUACCUAGCGCACAGAAGAGUCUGUCCACUGAAAGAUUCACCACCGCCGGGAACACUGAUAUACCAGACGGCCGACCAAUCAAUCUACGAGGUUGAUGGAGAAGAGCACAAGCUGUAUUCGCAAAACCUCUCGUUGUUCGCCAAGCUGUUCCUCGACACCAAAUCCGUCUUUUACGAUGUCACCACAUUUCGAUACUACCUUCUUGUGCUCACAGAUCCGCAGACGACUGACAGACAAGUCGUGGGGUUCUUUAGCAAGGAAAAGAUGAGCUGGGACAACAACAAUGUGGCCUGCAUUCUGGUCUUUCCACCAUGGCAGAAACGCGGAUUGGGUCAAUUGCUCAUGGGCGUAAGCUAUGAACUCAGUCGCAGAGAAGGCAGACUUGGUGGUCCUGAGAAACCCCUAUCGAGUCUCGGAAGAAAGGCUUAUCUGGCAUACUGGUCAGACUCGAUCUGUCGGACCAUCUUGUCAAAUCCUUCAAAUCGAUCCUGGACUGUUGACCAGAUCGUCCAGCAAACUUGGAUAGCUCCCGAGGAUGUGGUCAUGACCCUGAGCGAAACGGCCAUGAUCAUGCCGAACAAAUUGCCCGAUGGAUCAGUGAUGUUGGUCAGGGGCAAGAUCGAAACUUGGGUUCGGGCACACGAGACGGCGGCGGCGACGCCAGCCAUCGACAGGACCGCUUUCACACAGAAUUUCCGUGAUCAAAAACACGAGCUCGAAGCCAAGAGAUGA
This is a messenger RNA of Aureobasidium pullulans EXF-150, 945 nucleotides long. RefSeq lists its product as uncharacterized. The coding region runs from base 1 to 945 and encodes 314 amino acids. Gene Ontology annotation, biological process: regulation of DNA-templated transcription. The record is from RefSeq and is a predicted model, not a curated record. NCBI's taxonomy places the organism in Eukaryota, Fungi, Ascomycota, Dothideomycetes, Dothideales, Saccotheciaceae. Gene Ontology annotation, molecular function: histone acetyltransferase activity. The transcript is spliced from 4 exons.